AUGUUACCAACCAGUCCGCGACCGGUCGAGCCACCCACCGCUGCAAGUGGGCCACCAUCAUAUCACCGGGCGCAUAGUCUUGCUGGGACAGAGCCAACGGCAGAAGCCGCACAAACCCUUCUUAGCAUAGCUGCCAACAACGACGUCUCUGGUCCAGCUCAUUCGGAGCUGCAACGCAGCGGGCCAUCAGCAGCGGGUGUUCCUUCUGCUGUACCCGCAACGUAUGCAGCCCCCGUCCGCGUCGACACGGCCUGGAGGUUGCUUGAUCCGAGAGAGUCUCAGCAGCCAAAGGACUAUUUGGUGCGAACUGCCGAGCAGGCCUUGAAAUACAUGGAUGUAUCUGCGAAUCAACCGCCCACCCCAAUGACGCAACAUGUCGUACUCACCAUACCGCCACCAAUAUCGAUACACCCACGCCCAAGCUGGCUGGCGCCCGAUAUCAUGCUCGUCAAGGUAGCGACAGGACAGAUCGUGCCAUUCGCGUGGUGUUCACCUGACACGGCCAGCAUCUACUCCAGGCCGCCAGAGCCCAGUUAUGCUCGGGGCCUCGAACUUGCGGACAACAAGGAGUUGAUGGCACCACUGAUGCUCGAGUCCUGGGCAGAAUUCGUUGCGCGGCAAAGGAAGAUCCGUCCUGAUGGUAAGCUAAUCAAGACAUCCACGCUUGACAAGGAGUUCGUUGAUUGGACGGAGCAUCCAGAUACCCUGCCGCACUGGGUAGUGCCUGAGGAGGCGUACACUGACGACGAAGGGGUUGACUAG
Saxophila tyrrhenica is the source of this 762-nucleotide messenger RNA. RefSeq lists its product as uncharacterized. The record is from RefSeq and is a predicted model, not a curated record. The transcript has a single exon. The coding region runs from base 1 to 762 and encodes 253 amino acids. NCBI's taxonomy places the organism in Eukaryota, Fungi, Ascomycota, Dothideomycetes, Mycosphaerellales, Extremaceae.